Messenger RNA from Sorex fumeus (smoky shrew), 717 nucleotides. Its product is annotated as high affinity copper uptake protein 1-like. Gene Ontology annotation, molecular function: copper ion transmembrane transporter activity. The coding region runs from base 1 to 717 and encodes 238 amino acids. The record is from RefSeq and is a predicted model, not a curated record. Gene Ontology annotation, cellular component: membrane. NCBI's taxonomy places the organism in Eukaryota, Metazoa, Chordata, Mammalia, Eulipotyphla, Soricidae. The transcript has a single exon. Gene Ontology annotation, biological process: copper ion transmembrane transport.
AUGGACCACUCGCACCAUCACUCCGGGAUGAGCGCCAUGGGCCACACCAGCGCCCCCUCGCACCAUAACUCUGGGAUGAGCGCCAUGGACCACACCAGCACCCCGGCCCCCCCUCACCACCACCACCCACCGGCCACCAUGGGGCCCCACUCCCACGGCCACGGCGGCGGCAGCGCACACACGAUGCCCAUGACAUUCUACUUCGGCUACAAGAACGUGGAGGUGCUGUUCUCGGGGCUGCUGAUCGACUCAGCUACGGCCAUGGCCGUGGCUUUUGUGGUCGUGUUUCUGCUGGCCCUGGGCUAUGAGGGACUCAAGACAGCCCGAGAGGCGCUUCUGCGUAAGGCCCAGGAGAGGCUCCGCGCCCAGUGCUCUUCUUUCUCGAGAUCCGACGGAACCUGCCCCAAGGAGACGCCCAAGCAGCAGCUGCUGAGUGCCGCUCACCUCCUGCAGACGGUGCUGCACGUGUUCCAGGUGGUCCUGAGCUACCUGCUGAUGCUGAUUGCCAUGACCUACAACGCCUACCUGGGCCUGGCGGUGGUGGCGGGGGCCGGCGCCGGCUACUGGCUCUUCGGCUGGAAGAAGGCGGAGGAUUCCCGGAGCCUUGAGAUGAACAUGGAGAGGCUCCAACAGGAGGGCCAGGGCAGCUGCUUCACCCUGGAUGAAAGGGUCCCGUCCACAACGCCCGUGUUUCUCUCCCACAAGGCCCUCCAGUAG